UUUCUUCUCUUCCUUCUUUGGUUCAUGGCGUUGGCCCCACUCGUCGGCAGCAAGCACGUCAAGAGCAUGGGCUUGGGCACCUACCUUGUUCAGGAGCACGGCAAGAGCCAGUACGGCAACAGGGUGACAAUCGUGCUGCCGGACACGGAAGGGAAGGGUGGCUGCGUCAAGUGCACCUGCAGAGUCCCUACCAGGUUCCACCUCCUGUGCCAGGACGCCCUCGCGGUGUUGAAAUCAAUCGACAGGCUUGACUGCACGAGGGCGCUUAUUGAUAGCGGGUACACCCUGGCUUCCUACAGGGUGCUCCACAGCCACCCCGACUAUCUCGUCGUACUUACGAUCUGGUCAGAGCUUUCCAAGGGCGACCUCCUGCCCCCGCGGCAGGUGACCCGGCAAGCUGGUGCUCCGAAGAAGAACCGUGGCCCCCGGCAGCGUUCCCGAUUCCCUGGUCGCAACGACAACUNGGCGGGGGCGGCAACUCUGAGCCCGUCCCGGUUGUGGGGGCGGCUCGCGGUUCAGCGUUACGGCUCACAAGGCGCUUCCGGCCUCGACCACGCAGCGGGGGCGGGGGCCAGGUCAGGCGCUAUGCUGAGUCAAUCCCAAGGCUCCAUCGACCUGUCGUAGCUCAAGUGGUUCGACUCGUAGCUCA
Molecule: messenger RNA, 649 nt
Organism: Ectocarpus sp. CCAP 1310/34
Lineage: Eukaryota; Phaeophyceae; Ectocarpales; Ectocarpaceae
Source: the annotation of a GenBank genome assembly